Molecule: messenger RNA, 1374 nt
Organism: Pieris rapae (cabbage white)
Lineage: Eukaryota; Metazoa; Arthropoda; Insecta; Lepidoptera; Pieridae
Gene: Wdr92
Product: dynein axonemal assembly factor 10
Exons: 7
Coding region: 165-1238 (357 amino acids)
Molecular function (GO): ubiquitin binding
Source: RefSeq, a predicted model, not a curated record
AGUAUUUAGAUUAAUAGUACAGCAGGCUAUUAUAAAUUAAUUUUAAAUUAUAAAGCGUAAAUCCAAUUUUGACGAGUAAGGUCAAAUUUUGAUUAUCAUAAGGACAUUCAGGUUUAGCCUUACUUUUUCAUAAAACUUAAUAACGAACAAAUAGAGAAUAUAAAAUGGAACAUCAAGAUACUCCUCAGAUCAUAACGCAUAUAGAACAUAAUCUUAAUCACUCAAUUUUUGAUUGUAAGUGGAUUCCUUGUUCAGCCAAAUUUGUUGUAAUCGGAUGUCUGCCCAAUGGUAGUGGAACUAUAGAAAUAUUUGAAAUAACUUCCGGUGAAGUGAAUAAGAUCAAAGAUAUAGAGCGUCCUAAUUCAUACAAAUGUGGAACAUUUGGAGCUAGUAGUGACAUUGAAAGGAGACUUGCUACAGGCGAUUUUAAAGGAACUUUGGAAAUAUGGGACUUGGAAAAAACUUGCCAAGUUUAUAUUACCAAAGAACAUUCAGAUAUUAUUAAUUCAAUUGAUGGCGUGGGUGGCAAUACUAUGAAUUGUGGUGCACCAGAAAUAGUCACUGGAAGUCGAGAUGGGACAGUAAAAGUCUGGGAUCCUCGCCAAAGGGGAAAGCCAGUUGCAAACAUGCAGCCAAUGAAAGGAGAAACAAAGAGAGACUGUUGGGCUGUAGCUUUUGGUAACUCCUUCAAUGAUGCUGAAAGAAUUGUAGUAGCUGGCUAUGAUAAUGGUGAUCUUAAAAUGUUUGACCUCAGAACCAUGUCUUUAAGAUGGGAAUGCAACUUGAGGAAUGGGGUUUGUUUUGUGGAAUUUGAUAGAAAAGACAUACCUAUGAAUAAAUUAGUUGCAAGCACACUAGAGGGCAAGUUUCAUGUGUUUGAUGUAAGAACUCAGAAUCCUACAAAAGGAUUUGCACAGGUACUUGAUAACUCAACUAAGAGUGGUACAGUAUGGGUAUCACGACAUUUGCCACAAAAUCGUGAUAUCUUUGUAACAUGUGCUGGAAAUGGACAAGCAUCUCUAUGGAAAUAUGAGUACCCAGAGCAGCGUUUCCAUGUGGAUGGUCAAGGGGUGGCUAUAGGUGUUCCUGGCAAAUUAAAGCAACUCCAACGGAUGGUCAUCAGUUCGCAGCCAAUAAAUGCACUAGACUGGAAUAGGGAUCAUCUAGGGUUAGCUGUUGCGACAGCUUAUGAUCAAUAUGUAAGAGUUUUAGUUACCACCAAAUUAAAUUUGCAUUAAUAAAUUAAUUUCUCCACACUUCAAAGUAAAUUUGGUGUUCUACCAUUUUACUAAUGUGCACAUUUGUCUCUUCCUGAUAAUGAGUAUUCACAUAUUAUAAAUAAUAUAGUCACAAGUUUCUUUUGGUUUAAAGAUG